CGCUCGGCUGCUGGCUGGCGCGCCGCAACCGGCUCGUCUUCGCCGCCGGCGCCGCCGCCUCCGCCGCCGCUCUGCUGGCGCUGUCGUUCAUGACGUCGUGGGCCGCGGUGCUGGCGCUGGCGGUGGUGCUGGGCGUGUUCAAGGGCGUGCUAUACGUCACCUUCUUCCUCACCCUGGCGGAGAUCGUGCCCACCUCCAAAUUCCCCGCCGCCGUCGCGCUGCAGUUUUGCUCGCAGAUCGUCUGCUCAGUGGUGGUCUCGCCCGUCCUAGGGCUAGUGCGCGACGUGACUGGCAGCUACCCUGCUUGCUUCCGUGUGGUGGCAGGCCUCUUGGCCUUGUGCCCGCUUUCUUGGGGCCUCCACGCGGCGCUGCGGUCGCGCAACCGACGCCAGCGCUGCUCGACCGACGUCGCUGUAAGCUCUCACAAGUCGCUGGAGCUAGAACUCCUGUCCGUAGGAAAUGAAAUCUCUGUCGACAAGGGAAGAUAGGGAAUACUUUCUUUCCAGUGUUUUCUAGUACAAGUUGUACCUGCGUCAGCAUUAACAUGUGAAGAAAUGCUAUUUCACUUUAUUUAAAACCGAAGAAGUGAUAGGUUGCAAUUGUUUACUAGUAUCCUGAAGGUCAUUCCGAAACAAGUUAUUGUUCUUUAGCAGCUUUCGAACAGAACACCAUUCAUUGUCUGAAUGAUUUUCAUGGUUACUGAUGCAGGAACCAAACGAGCAAAUAUUAUUGCAAAAAAAAUCAUGAAAGAAGAUAUUGGGGAGGACAGGAAAUUACACAAACCAAACUUUCAUAUUAUUCCAAGACAACUGGUUGGAUCACAGUCUCAUAAACAACAAAAACAGCAAAAAAUAAAUGUUUCAGUGAAGAAUGAAAAGGCUGCAGCUUGUUUACUUUCAAAAGAAUUUUUAUUAACCUUUCAUCUGCUUGAUAUAAAUUGUGCACACAUAUUAAUAUUAAAUCAUAUUGACAAAUUGAAGGAAAUGUUUUUAUUAAAAUGUAAAAUGUAUUUUUAUCAUAUUCUUUAG
Messenger RNA from Gryllus bimaculatus (two-spotted cricket), 1028 nucleotides. The record is from the annotation of a GenBank genome assembly. Lineage: Eukaryota; Metazoa; Arthropoda; Insecta; Orthoptera; Gryllidae.